CUAAAUUGUGUCGUUUUCACACACAGUUCUCCCUCCGUUCAGUGUAGAAGCGUCAGCUUGAGCUCUGUCUUCAACUCUCUUCUCUGGUGAAUGUAAAUGAUGGAAACAUUGGUGACGUUCCUCCUCACUGGAUCUCUGAUACAAGGUGUUUUGUGUGGCUUUAAUAUCAAUCUGCCGAAUAAAGUAGAAGCUCUGAAAGGAUCCUGUGUUUUCAUCCCCUGCACAUUUGAUAUUGAACAACAAUAUGAAGCUGACCUCACUGACAGAGCAAAGAGAAUGUGGUUUAAAGACAGAAACCCUCACGUUAUAAUGUUUGACUCCAGCAGCCCCAACACUGGACGGUUAAAAGGAGAAAUAUUUGGCACUGCUACACAGAAAAACUGCACCACACGCUUCGAUAAUGUUGAUCAGAGUCAUAAUGGGUCGUAUUACUUAAGAGUCGAAACCAAUGGUAAACUGAAAUAUAACUACAUAGGACCUACAUACUCUGAAGUUGAAAUUGUCGUCUCAGGAUCUCCACCCAAACCUACACUGAUUGUCUUUAAGGAUCAGCAGAAGGUGAUGAAGAGGAAGGUGGAGGUGAUUGAGGGAAGUUCAGUGAGUCUGCGCUGCUCUACUAAGAUCUUCUGUCCGUCUCGUCCAUCAUCUCUCACAUGGAGCUCGUCUCUCAUCGAGAGCGUCACAGGACGACAGUAUCAGAGCCAAACUGAUCUCAUCUCUGAUCUGAACUUCACUGUUUCUCACCGUCAUCACAGAGUCACUUUCACCUGCACUGCAACACACCAGAUACAGAAGCAGAACACAACACAAGAGUCUCGUCUGCUACACGUUCAGUAUGCUCCUAAAAACACAUCUGUGAGGAUAAAUCCAGCUGGUUUAGUUCUGGAGGGUCGUUCAGUGACUCUGAUCUGCAGCAGUGAUGCAAACCCAGCAGUGAACUACACCUGGUACAGAGACACUGAGAGACCUCUGAAUCCAGUUCAGACCGGACCAAACCUGACCAUCAACAACACCGACCCGACACACAGCGGACGAUACUACUGUACAGCUGAGAACAAACACGGCACACAGAAGUCAUCAGUGCUGCUGGACGUCCAGUGUGAGUGUUACGAGUCUUUACUAGGGGUUGACUUCUGA
This is a messenger RNA of Carassius carassius (crucian carp), 1137 nucleotides long. RefSeq names its product sialic acid-binding Ig-like lectin 14. The transcript is spliced from 5 exons. Lineage: Eukaryota; Metazoa; Chordata; Actinopteri; Cypriniformes; Cyprinidae. Bases 97 to 1137 code for a protein of 346 amino acids. The record is from RefSeq and is a predicted model, not a curated record.